This is a messenger RNA of Magnolia sinica, 4286 nucleotides long. Its product is annotated as nuclear matrix constituent protein 1-like. Gene Ontology annotation, molecular function: protein binding. The transcript is spliced from 8 exons. Lineage: Eukaryota; Viridiplantae; Streptophyta; Magnoliopsida; Magnoliales; Magnoliaceae. The coding region runs from base 275 to 3973 and encodes 1232 amino acids. Gene Ontology annotation, biological process: nucleus organization. The record is from RefSeq and is a predicted model, not a curated record. Gene Ontology annotation, cellular component: nucleus.
CUGCACAGAGAAAAAAGGUCUAAAGAAAGGCCACCGUUCUUUUCCCUCUUUCUCCUCUAUUCGGAUCCCAAACCAUUUUCCUUGCGAAAUUGUAAAGUUCCUUUCACGUCCGUCUACGAGCUCGGCCGUAGUCUCCGAAAAUCUCCAAAAUUCCUUCCAUGUUGUUUUCUAGGGUUUUCCGAAUUCCCGAACUUCCACCCACGCCCUGCUAGGGUUUGGAGAGAAUUGAAUUCUCCUUGCUUUCGAAACAGUAAUCCGAGAUCUUGAAUCGGUGAUGUUUACACCCCAACAGCGAAAGGGCUUCUCGGGCUGGUCGAUUUCGCCACGGGACCCGCAGCGAACUACUGCUGGGAUUGGUUCGGCGAACACUAGGAAUGUGAAAGGGAAGGGUGUUGCCGCUUCUGUCGAAGCUGGGCCUACUCUGCCGUGGGCUUCCCUGGGAGAAAAUGGCAGGGCAAGGUUCGAUGGGGAUGGGGAUUUGGAGGUGUGGCAGCAGUUUCGGGAGGCGGGAUUGCUGGACGAGGCUGCAUUGGAGAAGAAAGAUAGAGAAGAUCUUGUCAAUCGGAUUUCGAAGCUUGAGCAUGAGCUUCAUGAAUACCAAUACACUAUGGGGCUUCUGUUGAUUGAAAAGAAAGAGUGGACCUCUAAACAUGAGGACCUCAGGCAGACAUUGGCGGAGGCAGAGGAGAUCCUCAAACGGGAACAAGCUGCACAUCUUAUUGCCAUGUCUGAAGUAGAGAAGCGAGAAGAAAACUUAAGGAAGGCUGUGGGGGUGGACAAGCACCGCAUUGCUGAUCUCGAGAAGUCUUUGCAUGAGGUCCAUGCAAAAUCAUCAGAUGUCAAGGUUGCUUCUGAUAAGAAGUUGGCUGAAGCUCAUGCUGUCGUUGUGGAUGUCGAAGAGAAGAGUUUGGAGGUAGAGCGAAAGCUUCAUGCUGCUGAUGCUAAGCUGGCAGAAGCAAGUCGAAAGCAUUCAGAGAUGGUGUGGAAAUUGCAAGAGCUUGAGACUCGUGAAAGUUUACUUCACAAGGAACGAAUGUCCAUAAAAGCAGAGCACGAAGAGCAAGAGGGUGCUUUUGUUAAACAAAGAGAAGAUUUGCGAGAUUGGGAAAGAAGAUUAUGGGAUGGUCAAGAGAGGCUUAUCGAGGGACAGAGACUUCUCAACCAGAGGGAGAAUAGGGCAAAUGAUAAAGAUAUGGUUCUUAAUAAGAAAGAAAAGGAUCUUGAGGAUGCACGUAAGACAAUUGAGAUAACUAGUUUAAAUUUGCAAAAGGUAGAAGCUGACAUAAGCGCAAGACUGACAGCCUUGGCUGUUAAAGAGGAGGAAGCUGCUGUUCAGAAACAGGACCUGGAGGUGAAAGAACAGGAACUACUUGCAUUAGAACAAAAACUCAAGGAAAGAGAAACUAUGGAGACUUGGAAGCUCACUGACCAGCAUAAUGCUGUUUUGGAUAUGAAGAAACGUUCGUUUGAGUUGGAAUUGGAUGAAAGGAGAAAAUCCAUUGACAAGGAGCUGAAAGGGAAGCUGGAUGCAGUGGAGCAAAAGAAAGAUGAAAUCAACCGCAAGGAGGAAAAGGUUGUUAAAAGAGAACAGAGUUUAGAAAAGAAGUUGGAGAAACUGAAGGACAAGGAGAAGGACUAUGAGUUGAAAUUCAAAUCUUUGAAGGAGAGGGAGAAAUUGGUUAAAGCUGAAGAGAAGGGCUUGGAGGCAGAGAAAAGAGAAGUAGAUGCUGAGAAACAGGACUUGCUGAAACUCAAGGCAGAACUCGGGAAGGAGAGGGAUUUACUGAUUGAAGAAAAACAACAGAUUCUUCGAGAGCAGGAUAAUCUUAAAGUAACAGACGAAGAGAGGGGUGAGGUCCUCUCCUUGCGAUUGAAACUGAAACUUGAAGUAGAUAACUACAAUCAUGAGAAAGAAUCUCUUAUGAAGGAAAGAGAGAAUCUGAAGCAGGAAAGAGUGAAUUUCGAGAGAGACUGGGAAACUCUAGAUGACAAACGAGUUGAUAUUGCAAAAGAGCUAAGUCAAAUCAACAAGGAAAAAGAGAGGCUAGAGAAAUGGAAACAGGAAGAAGAGAAGCGAUUGAGAAGCGAGAAGGCGGAGACAGAGGAGCAUAUUCAGAAGGAGUUGGAAGCUCUCAGGCUCAAGAAAGAAGCAUUUGAGGGAUCCAUGCAGCACGAGCGGUCAGAGAUUUUUGAAAAGGCCCGAAAAGACCAUGACGAUAUGCUUCACAGCUUUGAUCUCCGCAGUCAUGAUCUUGAGACUGCUAUGCAGACUAGGCGGGAAGAUAUGGAGAAACUCCUACAGGAAAAGCAGAGGGCAUUUGAGGAGGAGACAGAGAGAGAACUCGCACACAUCAAUUUCUUAAGAGAGCAAGCUCAAAGGGGGAUGGAAGAAAUAAAGCUGGAAAGGCAAAGGCUUGAAAGGGAAAGGCAGGAAAUCGCUGAUGGCAGAGAGCAUGUCGAGCGGGACCAGCUCGAGAUACGAAAUGACAUCGAUGAGCUCAAUCUUCUUAGCAGCAACCUAAGUCGUCAACGGGAAGUGUUUAUGAAGGAGAGAUCUCGUUUCCUUGCUUGUGUUGGGGAGCACAAGAGCUGCAGGAAUUGUGGAGCAUUAGUGUCUCCUGAUCUCGAAACCUUACCUGAAAUUGAGGAUGCCGGGCCUGCUUUUCUGCCGAGGAGCAUGAAGGAGGCGUUGGGUGCUUCCGAGAAGCCGAAUGCCGAAAUGACUCCAGCUGGAAAGGCUCCAAAUUCUGCCGGUUCUGGUGGUCGCAUGUCUUGGCUUCGAAAAUGCACUUCAAGGAUAUUCAGCCUUUCACCAGGAAAGAAAAAUGAGGACGCCACUCAAAAUCAGGCUGAUGGGCCUCUUUUAUUUCCCAUGGAAGCAUCAGAAGGAUUACAUGAGGCUGAAGACGUACCUGGAUCGUCUGUUGGUGCAGUGAGUGAUUCUUUUGACAUUGAGAGGAUCCAAUCUGAUAACAGCAUCAGAGAGACGGAGAAUGAACAGACACUGUCUAUUGAUGAACAGAGUGAAGUUGCUAAGAUAUAUGGAGCUUCAGAAGCUGUAUUUGCAUCACUUGAAAUUGUGGAAGAUUCCCAGCCUCUAGCAUCAAAGCAUAACAGUAGGCGCAGACCUGGCAAGAGAGCUGGGCGCAGAGGGACUCUCUCUUUGAAGAAGGUCGUUGAGGAAGCCAAAGCUUUCCUAGGGGAAGCCUUGGAACCCAAAAUGGAUGACCAGCUAAACGAGAAAGCUGUAGAGCCUUCACAGAUGAAUGAGAGUGGGGGAGAUUCUCGUAGCGUGGAUGGAAGAAGUAGACGUGUCGGUCGGAAGCGGCGGCAUGCUCCUGCUGCUAGAAGCACAGCUAGCGAGCAGGAUGCUGAUGACAGCGAAGCCCGUUCUGAUAGCGCCACAACAGGAGGGCGCCGGAAAAGGCAGCAAACUGUUGCUCCUGGUACACAGACUCCUGGGGAAAGGCGGUACUACUUCAGGCGAUCCACAGUUGCGGGCAUGGCCUCCACCACACAAGCCUUGGCUGACCGGACCGCAGAAACUGUGAGAGAAGAUCAUCCAAAACCCACAGAUUUGCCUGAGAACAAGGCGCUGAAGGUGGGCAGAAAUGCAGGGGAGGCAGAUCCCAUCCUUGAACCUGCAGAUGCAUCUCCUGUCGGAGUUGCUAGCGGGAAUGAUAAAGGAGCGUGCAUAUUGCAGAAAGCAGCAACGAAAAACGUCAAUGUGCUUGAAACAGGGGAACUCUAUGCUGAGACUGAUGGCAAUGUUGAUGAGAGGUUAGUCGACUACAUGGAGGUGAGUGAGCAGAAUGAUAAUCAAGGGGAGCAAAGAGAGAUUGAGAUAGAAGAGGCUGAUGAUGGGGAAGGGAGUGAAGGCGGGAAGGAUGAUAGCUCUGGGGAUGAAGAAGAAGACUCAGAGAAUCACAGUGCAUCGAUUAGGAAGAAGCUUUGGAAUUUCCUCACCACGUGACAGUUGUCUUCAGUCAUGGUGGGCCAGUGCUUGGUGGGGUCUUGACUACAUCUUUUUCUUUUCGUUUUAUUAUUUUCCGGAGUCUGUUGGUAAGAUCUCUGUAACGUCUGUGUAUUUCAUUUAAGCAAGGGUGCGUUUGGUUGCACCAAAUAUCACAAAAUGUUGUUUUAUUAUGCCAGUACUCCUGUUUGGUUGCGUCAAGAUAUACAUUUAUUUUUGAUUCCAAAAUAGAGCCCCAGACAUGAAUGGACCAUGUAAUAAACUUGCUCCCGUGUUGGGACCGAGACAUUCAUCAGGGGAACCCCUUUAUGCA